CCCCUGCCGCCGCGGGCGCGUCUCCCAUCCGCCAUGGCAUCAGUUUUGAAUGUCAAGGAAUCCAAAGCUUUUGAAAGAAUGAUUGUAGUUGCUGGUCUUCCAGUUGGCCAUAAUGAUCGAUCACUGACCAAAUUAGUGAAGAGUCACUUCCAAGAUAUUAAGAAUGAGGGCGGAGUUGUUGAAGAUGUGAUAUAUCCAACAAGAACUAAGGGAGUUGCAUAUGUAAUAUUCAAAGAAAAAAAAGUUGCAGAGAAUGUCAUCAGAAAAAAGAAACACUCUCUGGCAGAGAAGGUUGGAACCAUUCAACUUACAGUCUCUCAUGUUAGUGAAAAGGUCUUCAGCUCUGUAAAUGCAACUCUCGAUCUCUCCGUUUUUCUGGGUCAAGUCGUUCUGGAAAGCCUCGUGAGGGACCUGAAAAGGAAAAUUCCAAGUUUAUGCUUCAGUCCUUUGGAACAAAACGGGAGAAUCUCCGUUCAGGGGUCAUUUCUGGCUAUGAAGAAGCUCAAAGAGUCUUUGCUAUUAAAAGCAAGUUCUCUUUUAGAAAAAGACAGGAGUUCCACCAGCGAGGGGGGGAAGUGGAAUAGACAGAGCCCCAGAAGCAGUCUGCAGAGAAGUAGCAACGCUCUGGAGUCACCCAGGUCCUCAGUGCCCAGGGCUACUAGAUGUGGAGAGACAUUUGUUCUCGAUACAGAUGUUUUCCUUUACCUGAAAAAGAAGAAAAGCUGUUACGAAAGCAUGUUGAAAAGAUCUAACGUGCUAUGUCAGGAGACUGUGGAUGGUGAAAUUACCACAAUUUGCAUAAAAAAUGCUCGCAGUGGUUUGCCGCCAAACAAUGAAAAACUUGUAAAAGAGUUCAUUGAGAAAUGCUCACAUGCUCUUUACUUCGAGCUCAGAAAAGAGACAUUUGUUUUGGAAGGAAAGAAAAAGAGAGAGAAAAGAGAUAUAAAGUUGGCAUGUGAACAACUAAAUCCGAGGUACCUUCAGGUUCUGAUUAAUUUUUAUGAAACACACAUUGACAUUCUAGGACCUUCUUCUGACAUUUACUUGUUUAAACAAGAGGUCAUGAAAUUAAUAAGGCAAACAGUUAGGUGAUAGACUCUCAGCAAUAGUGAUGACAGUGGCUGCUGCUUUUCCUUACUGAGCAGUGACGAUGCUGUGCAUGAUGCUAGCUAGCUUGACACACUUUAUUUCACUUAAUCCUCGCGACCAUCCUUCAUUGUAGGCGUUGUGAUCUUCAUGCAAUAGGGGAAGGCAUAGAAUUUGGAGAGGUUAAAACACGUGUCUGAGCUUAUCUAGCUGGCUAGGCAUGGGGCUGGGGUUAAACCCAGUCUAUGUGACUACAAAGAUAAUAUCUAAAGUAUGUAAAUGAAAAAACUCACAAAACUGAAGACAUCUUGCUUUCUCUGUGACCCCAAAUUCUUAGAAAAAGAAGUAGCUUUAAUUCUAAUACAUGAGAAAUUUAGAUGAUGAUGAUGAUGAUGAGGAGGAGGAGGAGGAUGCCACUGGCAAUUUCUUAGCAUUUACAAAGUCUGCAUUUACUCUAAAUAGAAUAAAAAUGCUAGCAAGCCCUGGUGGAGUAGCUCAGUUAGGUAGAGCAUUAUCUGAUAUGCCAGGGUUUCUGAUUUGAUCCCAGGUCAGGGCACAUAAAGGAAUCAACCAAUGAAUGCAUGAAUGGGUGAAGCAACAAAUUGAUGUCUCUCUCUCUCUCUAUUUCCCCCUCCUAUCUCUCUCUAAAAAUCAAUCAAUACAUAAAAAAUUAAAGAAUAAAAAGAAUUCUGGCAAAAGUCACUUGAGAAACUACUUUCUCAAAAUCAAUCAACCAAUAAAAAAUUAAAAAAAAAGAAUGCUGGCUAAAAUCACUUGAAAAACGACUUGGGAAUUAUUUUUGAUGCAGGUUAAGUUAUUACUUGAUUAAAUCCCAUUGGUACAAGACUACUAGACAUAGGUAACAUUUUUAUUUAGCUUAACUAAGUGCUUACAUAAAAUGUUGGUUCUCCUGUUAUAAGGAUAGUGUAGUAUCUUUUUUUCUUUAUUCCCCCUUUUAUUUCAUAAUUGUACUGUUAAAGUAACAUUUGAGGAGUUAGAUCAUAAAUGAUAAUGAUAAUAACAUGGAUAUGGGAAAUAUCACGGGAAACUUUGUAAAGUACAUGACUGUCUA
Molecule: messenger RNA, 2158 nt
Organism: Molossus molossus (Pallas's mastiff bat)
Lineage: Eukaryota; Metazoa; Chordata; Mammalia; Chiroptera; Molossidae
Gene: RBM43
Product: RNA binding motif protein 43
Exons: 4
Coding region: 34-1092 (352 amino acids)
Molecular function (GO): nucleic acid binding
Source: RefSeq, a predicted model, not a curated record